CCCAUCCUUUCCUCAUCAGUUGUGGCCUAUAAGCAGCCUUAGGCCUCACCACUUCCAAGAUGGUGUGGCUUAGCUUCCCAUCCAAAAUGCAGGCCUCAGGCUGCUUUCUACUGAUCGUCGUCCUAUCUUCCUCUCUAUUCAUAUCGUCCUCAUUAGCUUUAUCCAAUGCACAAGCCUCUUGGAUUGCCCAUCGCCAACUCAUGACCCUCCGUGAGGGCAGUGAUCUACCUGAAAAUUAUGAGUUUGAGGUCGACCCUAAGGUUACCUUCGCCAACGAAAGGCUUCGGAAGGCCUACAUUGCCCUCCAAGCCUGGAAGAAGGUCAUAUUCUCCGACCCCUUUAAUACCACUGGCAAUUGGGUUGGUGGUAAUGUUUGUGCCUACAAAGGAAUCUACUGCGCCCCAGCUUUGGAUGACCCAACCAUAAACGUCGUGGCUGGCAUCGACCUCAACAAUGCUGACCUCGCUGGGUAUCUACCUGCCGAACUGGGUCUCCUCACCGACAUCGCUCUCUUCCACAUGAACUCAAACAGGUUCUGUGGGAUCAUUCCCCCAAGCUUCAAUAAGCUGACACAUCUCUUCGAACUGGACAUUAGCAACAACCGCUUUGUGGGUAAAUUCCCCAAGCCAGUGCUCACCCUCACUAGACUUAAGUUUCUUGAUAUCCGUUUCAAUGACUUCGAAGGGAAAAUCCCAUCGGAGCUAUUUGAGAUGGAACUAGAUGCAAUUUUCUUGAACAACAACAGAUUCACUGGAAACAUCCCUGAGACUGUGGGCAAAACACCCGCCUCUGUUGUGGUGUUCGCCAACAACAAUUUCACUGGUUGCAUCCCAGCAGGGAUAUCAGAGAUUAGGGGUGAGGAGUUCGUCUUCUUGAACAACGGUCUUUCUGGAUGCUUACCUGAACUUGGGUCGUUAGAUAACGUGACAGUAUUUGAUGUAUCGGGGAACUCCUUGGUUGGUUCUUUGCCAAAUAGUCUCUCUAAAUUGAAAAAUGUGGAAUUGUUGGAUAUUUCUCAUAACAAACUCACUGGUUUUGUGCCUGAGAACUUGUGCAAAUUACCAAAGUUGCAGAACUUCACAUUCUCAUACAAUUACUUCAAGGGUGAGGCACCUGUGUGCGUAGCAUCAAAGGAAUCAGAGGUGGUUUUGGAUGACACGAGCAACUGUUUGGCUAAUCGGCCAAAACAAAAGACAGCAAGCGAGUGCUUGCAUGUGGUGAGUAGACCGGUGGAUUGUAGUAAAGCUAAGUGUGCAUCACCAAAGCCCACACCAUCCAGCCCGAAACCACAUCCAACACCUGUACCACCAGCACCGGUCAUUGAGAAUCCACCACCAGUUGUGACUCCUACACCAAUACCCGCACCACCAGCACCAGUUGUUGAGAAUCCACCACCAAUUGUGACUCCUACACCAAUACCUGCACCAGCAGCACCAGUUGUUGAGAAUCCACCACCAGUUAUGACUCCUACACCAGAACCAACACCUGCACCGGUCUCAACUCCACCACCAGUUGAGGAGGUUCCUUCACCACCUACGCCGGUGGAAUCAGCUCCACCACCAGUUGAGGAGGUUCCUUCACUUGCACCAGUUGAAGCACCAACCCCUUCAAUGGUGGGCCCAAGAGAACCAGUGCGUCCUCCAGCUCCUGAGCCAUCACCAGUUCCAGUGCCCUCACCUCCAGCACCAGUCCUAUCUCCACCUCCAGCACCAGUCCUAUCUCCACCACCACCAGUGAAGUCUCCUCCACCACCAACACCAGUUCUAUCCCCACCACCACCAGUGCAGUCUCCACCACCAACACCAGUCCAAUCUCCACCACCACCAGUGAAGUCUCCUCCACCACCAACACCAGUUCUAUCCCCACCGCCACCAGUGCAGUCUCCACCACCAAGACCAGUCCAAUCUCCACCACCACCAGUCCACUCCCCACCCCCACCGGUGCAAUCUCCUCCACCACCAGUCCACUCCCCACCACCACCGAUUCAAUCUCCUCCACCACCACCAGUCAAAUCCCCACCCCCACCAGUUCACUCUCCUCCUCCACCGGUCCACUCCCCACCACCACCAGUCCACUCCCCACCUCCACCGGUGCACUCUCCCCCUCCACCAGUCCACUCUCCACCACCACCAGUGCAAUCUCCCCCACCACAAGUCCACUCCCCACCACCACCAGUCCAAUCCCCACCACCCCCGGUGCACUCCCCACCACCACCAGUCCAAUCCCCACCACCACCGGUGCACUCUCCUCCACCACCCACACCAGUCAACUCACCACCACCACCGGCUCCAGUCUCUAAGCCACCACCAGCUCCAAGUGACGACAUCAUUUUGCCUCCAAACAUUGGGUUCCAGUACUCAUCGCCACCUCCACCAAUGUUCCCAGGGUACUGAUCGAGUAGCGCCUCUGCAAUAUUUGUAUUCUUUUUCAUUCCUUUAAAACCCAUGCUCCUCAAUUAACAAUGUAAACAAUUAAUUUUGGUCUUCAUUGUUUCAAUCAAGAGAAGCACUCAUACUCGAGUC
This is a messenger RNA of Macadamia integrifolia, 2522 nucleotides long. Its product is annotated as pollen-specific leucine-rich repeat extensin-like protein 4. The transcript has a single exon. Lineage: Eukaryota; Viridiplantae; Streptophyta; Magnoliopsida; Proteales; Proteaceae. Bases 60 to 2393 code for a protein of 777 amino acids. Gene Ontology annotation, molecular function: protein binding. The record is from RefSeq and is a predicted model, not a curated record.